AUGGACAUCUUUUGCCGUAAUGUGCCUAUCCAUAUCAAGAAACACCACUUGAAAAAGGAGCUCACCCCUAUUCUCGCUGGCUUCGACAUUCUGGCCUUUGAAUGCCGUGUGCACGCAAAUGGAGGCCAUGCAACCAUCACCAUUUCAGAUAUUGACAAAGCUACUCGGUUUUUGACGAGAUAUCAACAAAAAAAGGGUACGCAAAAGAAGGGCCAGCAAAAACCCCCACACCAGCAGCUCAUGAUAUUUGGAACAACCAUCUUCGUCGAGGAGGGGAGGUACAAGCCAGAUUCUUUUCUUCUAUCCUCACUCCAAAACGAAGAGACCGAGCGUCGAAGCCGCCCACGUCGUCCAAUAUCUGUAAGCGGUGGCUCCGCUGUGCAUGUCAAAAAGAUUUUCCCUAUCUUUUAUUUGUCAUGCGGUCGCUUUAAUUUUUCAGACACCGGUCCUAUCUUCAUCGAGCGUUGGAAAAUGGCAAGCAGUGGGCACGUCAAAUUCGGCCUGACCAAGUUGACUGUCAUCAUAACUCAGGACAUGUAUAGCAAUUUGAAACUCGAUUUCAACUAUUUGGCCUUUGACGAUUGCAUAUACCUGGGCGACUCUAGGAUGCCAUCCAUUACGUUUUCCUCAUAUAACUCUCCGCAUAUGUACAAUGUGCCUUUUCCAGCUUUGCCGCCACAUCCAAAAGCCGCUCGUUUCAUGGCCAAUCCCCGGCCUGCCGAGAAGAAAAAGACUAGGCUAGGCUUUCUUAACCCUGAUCACAGAAUGGUUGUGUCUUCCUGCUUUGUUUAUCGUGUUGUACUCACAAAUAUAUCCGACCUAUCACUUAUUCCCAGUCUCUCCAGAAACCGCAACAUUCCCUCAAUCGAGAGGUGGAAUGACACGCUCUUCAAUCCAGGUGUGCCUUAUGCCACGCAACUACAGGGAUUUCUCGUCACUCUCUCCGAGCAGCCCUUCUCUUUUAUCAUCAAAUUUCAGCUUCAAAUGCUCGUGUGGAAUGGUGAACUUCCAAUUAUGACGGUCGUCCAGCUUUUUCCCUGCUUAAAAGAGCUUCUAUCUCGACGUAAAGACGAGUAUGUCGCCAAAAUCAUCAAAGAAAUUCCCAGGAGACUAGUCCAUCCAACACCUCACGCAGACAUUGCCGAUGUGGGAUUGGACAGUAUUGUCAAGAUGCUACACGAAAUCGAAGACUCUCAUGCGCUCGACUAUUUCAAGCCCGGGCAUCCCGGCUAUCUCCAUCAGAAUCAAGUCGAAAUCCAUAGAGCCAGUGUGACCCCCUCAGGCAUAUAUCUUGACGGCCCGAAUCCAGAAGCACAGAACCGUGUCUUGAGAAAGUACUCUGCAUACAGUAGUUACUUUCUUCGUGUGAGAUUCAUUGAAGAGUCAGGAGAUAUGGUGAUGUAUGACAUGUCGUCAAACCUGGAUAAGAUCUUCCAAGGCCGCUUCCGUGAAGUCUUGAGGGACGGUAUCAUUAUUGCUGGCCGCCACUAUGUCUUCCUUGGAUUCUCCCAUUCUUCUUUGAGGUCACGAACCUGUUGGUUUAUGGCACCUUUCGAAGACCGCGGCGAGACCAUCACAGUCAGCAAGCUGAUUCCCAGGUUGGGGGAUUUCAGCCACAUCAGGUCACCCGCCAAACUUGCUGCAAGGCUAGGCCAGACCUUUUCCGACACGCUAACAUCAAUCCCCAUAGAAAAGAAGGUGGUGAAAAAGCUCCCCGAUGUGGAAAGGAAUGGAAGGGUUUUCAGUGAUGGCUGUGGAACUAUUUCCAAAGAGAUUCUCCGGAGGAUUUACCGUGAUUACCCCCGCCACGCAACAGUUUGCCCGACCGUCUUCCAAGUUCGAUUUUCUGGUGCCAAAGGAAUGCUGUCUCUGGAUAGCUCCCUAAAAGGCAAUAAGAUUUUCCUACGAGACUCGAUGAUUAAAUUCGAGGCUGGGCAAGAUUCCAAUAUUGAGAUCUGUGGCUCCGGAAUUGAAAAACUUCCAUGCUAUUUGAAUGCACCUCUAAUCAAGAUUCUAGAGGAUCUCGGAGUUGCUCGAGACGUAUUUCUUGAAUUGCAACGAGAAGAAGUCGAGUCUCUUCGUGCAGUUGUUCAGUCUCCACGGCAAGUGGCAGGUUUCCUCGAACAGUCCCAUAUUUCAAAGUCAACACGCUUGCCAUGGUUAGUCUCGGUCUUGAAAGGGUUGAACUUGCGUUACGUGCAAGAUCCUUUUCUGAAGAGGACAAUUGAGCUGGCCUUGGUUAUGAAACUACGAGAUCUCAAGUACAAAGCCAGAAUUCGCAUACCAAAGGCGGUUACGCUUUAUGGCAUCAUGGAUGAGACUGGUAUCUUGAACGAAGGAGAGAUAUUUGUUCCUGUUAUGAACGAGCGCUCUCGCAGGGAGGUUUUGGUUCGUAAAAAUGUAAUCAUCACCCGGUCACCUGCGUUUCACCCGGGCGAUGUGCAACUAGCAAAUGCUGUGGACGUUCCUGAAGACUCUCCGCUUCGCCAACUACACAACUGUGUUGUUUUCAGUCAGAAGGGGUCUAGAGAUCUUCCGAGUCAACUUAGUGGAGGUGACCUGGAUGGCGAUUUGUUCAACCUCAUAUAUGACGAUCGAUUUCGACUCCAGCGAAUCGAAAGCCCGGCAGACUACCCUCGGGUUGCCGGUGUUGUCCUCGAUAGGCCGGUAACCAUGGAUGAUAUACAAGAUUUCUUCAUAACGUUCAUGCAGCAAGAUCAAUUGGGCCGGAUUGCCAACACUCAUAAAGUCUUCGCAGAUUGUCGUCCUGACGGGACACUCGACCCCGAUUGCUUGACCCUUGCCCAACUACAUUCUACAGCUGUCGACUUUUCAAAGACAGGCACACCGGUCGAUGUAACUAAAAUUCCCCGGAACCCUCCUUAUCGGCCAGACUUCAUGGCGCCGGGGCCCCGUGUCCGUGUUGCCGAGAGCAUCGAGGUACUCGAAAAAGAGGAUAGGUACAUGCAGGAAGAUGAGGAAGACGACGAAGACGCCCGACCCCUCCUGCACUAUUACAAGAGUUUACGUGUUCUGGGAUUUCUAUACCGGAUGAUUGAUGAAAAAGAGUUUCUUCAAGAUUUGCAAAAGGUCCCAGAGGCGCGUCAGCCAGCAGUUAAUGUGCUCCAGCGUUUGUGGGAGUAUAUUGCGCGAGAGACGACAGGGUUUAUUUGGGAGCACAACAAGGACCAUGGGUAUUAUGUUAGGGACAUCUAUGAGGACGGCCUUCAGGAUAUCAUGUACUGCUAUUCGGACUCGCCAUGGAAGACUCCAUUGACCGAGGAGGAAGUGUUCAUUGGCAAUAUCAUGGGAAGCAACCACAAGCAGACAACGCACCAGAAGGAGUCGUCAAGAACGAUGAGAGAGGCAUACGACGAACUGGUCAAGUGGACCAUGUCGUUGAUCACAGGCAAAGGAACAGAUAAAGGGCCAGAGUCACUGGAACUGUCCAUUGCAUGUUUCUGGGCGGCUUUGAAUGAUAAAAAAGGAUCGUUUGUGCCUUCCCAGGGGAAACUGCACAGUUUUCCAUGGAUUGCGGCGAUUGCUUGUAUCCAAGAAGUAGAUAGGUUAGUAACAGUUUGA
Messenger RNA from Talaromyces rugulosus, 3582 nucleotides. RefSeq lists its product as uncharacterized. The transcript is spliced from 5 exons. NCBI's taxonomy places the organism in Eukaryota, Fungi, Ascomycota, Eurotiomycetes, Eurotiales, Trichocomaceae. Gene Ontology annotation, cellular component: nuclear RNA-directed RNA polymerase complex. The coding region runs from base 1 to 3582 and encodes 1193 amino acids. The record is from RefSeq and is a predicted model, not a curated record. Gene Ontology annotation, biological process: siRNA processing. Gene Ontology annotation, molecular function: RNA-directed RNA polymerase activity.